Penicillium daleae is the source of this 876-nucleotide messenger RNA. RefSeq lists its product as uncharacterized. Lineage: Eukaryota; Fungi; Ascomycota; Eurotiomycetes; Eurotiales; Aspergillaceae. The coding region runs from base 1 to 876 and encodes 291 amino acids. The transcript has a single exon. The record is from RefSeq and is a predicted model, not a curated record.
AUGGAGACCCGCACGGAAACAUACACACGCCACCAACUACCCUCGGCACGGCAAGGCCGCAUGAAGAUUGACUCGUUGCUGAACCCUUCUGCUGAUGGCGGGCCAGACGAACACAGCAGCACGACGGGGUCGCCAUACAGCCAGCACGCGACGAUGUCAUCCUCGUCGCACGGCAACGGCUACGCACAUUCACCGGGCUACCCACCAUCCCCAAAUCAGUACUGGCACGGACGAUAUCAGGGCUACCACGACACCAGCCCGGGCGCAGCAUCCACCGCAACGACGCACGUCAGCAGCGGCAGCGGUAGUGGUAGUGGUAGCUCGCAGCAUUAUCACCAGAGUCAACAUCACCCGAGUCAGCAUUCAGCCAGCGGACAUGGCCAGCACCACCAUCACCACAUGUUCCUGUCCUACCGACCCACGAACAGGUCAACCCACUCAUCGCCGGACCCGUACCACCCACGUGAGAGGUACGACUCCGUCUCUUCCAGCUCCAGCAACAACGGCGACCGGCGGCGGCCGCCACGACCCAAGUACGAAGAAGAAGAGAUGUACUUUAUUUGGUACCACCGCGUCGACCUGUGUCAGGAGUGGAAGGAAGUUCGCGAGAGUUUCAACCGUCAAUUCCCCAGUCGGCAGCGGCGCGGGUUCCAGGGUAUCCAGUGCAAGUUCUACCGGUUCAUCAAGGAGAAGAAGUGCCCGACGCUACGGGAGCAACGGCGUAUGCGCGAUGGCGAGUUCCUUCGUGAGGGGGCUUCGAUGGGGGCCGAGUCUGGGGCUCCACGGUUUGGUGUGAGGGAAUGGGCUGAUGUGUGGUAUCCGUGGAUGCGCGAGGAGAAGGAGAUGAACCAGACUCAGUCGCGCAUGUCAACGUGA